This is a messenger RNA of Oreochromis niloticus (Nile tilapia), 3070 nucleotides long. RefSeq names its product solute carrier family 2 member 1c (gene slc2a1c). Bases 1 to 1584 code for a protein of 527 amino acids. Gene Ontology annotation, molecular function: D-glucose transmembrane transporter activity. Gene Ontology annotation, biological process: dehydroascorbic acid transport. The record is from RefSeq and is a predicted model, not a curated record. The transcript is spliced from 10 exons. NCBI's taxonomy places the organism in Eukaryota, Metazoa, Chordata, Actinopteri, Cichliformes, Cichlidae. Gene Ontology annotation, cellular component: plasma membrane.
AUGGGAGGAAGAGGGCUUGUGGUGAGGUUGCUGGUGAAGGAGGGGGUGGUAGUGGUUUGGAAAUGGGUAAGGGGGAGACAGGCAGUGGAGAGGGCUGGUAUCACAGAUGAAAUUGGAGCCAAGAGGCAGCUGCAGUACAUCUGUCUUAGCCAUCUGACAGCCACGCUUGUGACGUCCAUCCUGGGAGCGGUGAUCGGCUCCCUGCAGAUUGGCUACCACACUGGCAACAUCAACGCUCCAGCCAAGAUUAUCGAAGAGUUUUUCAACAAUACCUGGAGAGCCAGACACAACCAAUCAAUCUCAGAUCACAGUCUUACUCUUCUGUGGUCACUCUCUGUCAGCAUUAAAGAUUUUGGAGCCUUACUGGGCUCGCUGGGAGUCAAAUAUCUGGCAGAUUCUUAUGGCAGGCGUAACUCCAUCCUGAUAGUUAACGGUUUGUCUGUGGUCGGAGUAUGUUUGAUGUUUGCCUCCAAAGCCAGCGAGUCAUUUGAGGUCCUCAUCCUAGGGCGACUGGUUUUUGGUCUGUUCUGUGGCCUGGUGAUGAGCCUUAACCCCCUCUAUAUCCAGGAAGUUUCCCCCACCAACCUCAGAGGAGCAUUUGCUACACUGAACCAGGUGUCCCUCGCUGCAGGCAUCCUGGUGGGUAUGGUGGCUGGUCUGGAGAUAGUGUUGGGCACAGAGCAUGACUGGGCCAUGAUGCUGUCCCUGUCUCUCAUCCCGGCCCUCACACAGUAUGUGAUCCUACCCUUCUGUCCUGAGAGUCCCCGCUAUCUGCUCAUCAACCGGCAAGAAGAAAGCAAGGCAAAAAGUGCCCUGCUGAGGCUGAGAGGCAGAGCAGAAAAGGUAUUUGCUGAGCUGGAAGAAAUGAAAGAGGAAGCUGCUCAUACACAGAGUCGUGUCACCAUCCAGGAUUUCUUCAAGAAACGCAGCUACAGGCAGCCGAUCAUUAUUGUCCUGAUUGUUAGCCUGGGAAGCCAGCUCUCUGGAUUCAAUGCGAUAAUCAACUAUUCCACCAAAAUGUUUCAGGCCAAGUUUGACCAGGCCAAAUAUCUCACACUGGGUGUUGGGGCCGUCAAUCUGACGUUCACUUUGGUAGCAUUCUUCCUGAUGGAGAGGGCAGGGAGGAGGAGGUUGCUCCUGACUGGUUUCAUCUCCAUAGCAGUGUGCAACUUAAUCAUGACCGUAGUCGAUUCUGUCCUGCAUCUGGUCCCAGAACUCAGAAGCCUACAAGUGCUGCUGGUUUUCUGCCUGACUUCAGCCUAUGAGCUGGGCCCAGGUCCGAUCUCCUGGUUCAUUGCUGCCGAGCUGUUCGACCAGUCUGGCAGACCUAUAGCCAUGGCCUUCAGUAGCCUGCUCAACUGGGGAGGGAAGUUUGUUCUGGCACUUCUCUUUCCUCCAUUACUGAAAAUCUGUGGUGCUUAUGUCUACCUCCUUUUUAUGAUCGUGGCUCUGCUCGCCUUCACCUUCACCUGGAUUCACCUCCCGGAAACAAAGGGUCGUACAUUUGAUGACAUCGCAGAGGAGUUCAGAGGAGCAGAGGGCAUCCCGUUGCACAAUAAGACUGGAUUCAACACUUUCACCUGAGCAACGUGUCAGUUUUGAUUGAUGCUGGUCAAUAAGCAGCGUGUAACGAGUCAAUUCAAUAUACAGCAACAAAAAAUAUGCUACAAAACUGUUUUGAGUAUAAAUCUGGUGCUCACAGCAUUGAAAAAUGACUUUUAAAUAACAAAUCUUACUCUCUUUAACACAAAACAAGGAAAAAACACAAACCCCAAACCAUCUUAUCAAUGCAAUUGCUGUUAUUCAAAGCACGCACAAAUUUGUUUGUUUAUUUAUGCAACGACAUUUUAAUACUCAAAAAUGGUAAUUAUUAAAACUCAGAGCACCAAAAUUUAAUUCCAUUAGGUAGAAUAUACUGACUCUUACUUUUACCUUACUUCUUUAGGCUCUCCAGCAAAAUGAGACUAAAAACAUGACAGUAAAAAAAUAAUGAUAUUAAAAGUAGAUUAUAGUUUAUAUUUAUCCUGCAUGUUAUGAGGCAUUUUGUGGCCAUUGUGUUGUUAUUUUGUAAAAGCACUAGGGGGAGAUUGUGGGAAUAGUGGAAAAAGUUUGCAACACAUUCUUUGCAUAGUUUAUAGCUUGUAAAAACGCUGGAUUUAUUUCCACACCAUCAACCAAGCCUCUUUUUUUAAUUUUAACACACAAGCGUACCGUGACACACUGCCUGGCAAACAAGAAAGUUAGAACACUUCCAGCAUGUCCUAAAUGUUUAACAGAGUUCCUGUAACUUCUUGUCCUCUUGUUAUUUCUAUAAAUAUGCUAAUUAUAUUGUAACUCAGUAUCAGGUAGCAAAUGAGAUUAUUGCAAUUCCUAAAAAUGGUUUUGUAGUGAUCCAGUUAGAUGUUUUUGCACAUCUAAAAAUUGUACUUUUAAAUGUUCAGCCUAGUUUAAGGCACCAUCUGUACCUGAUCUCCUAUGGAGCCUUUCUUAGUUGGAUUCUCAGCGGUGCAGCCUUACAAUUCAUUAUUUGUGUGCGAAAUCUCACAUGUCUCUGAAUUGUGUAUAUUUGUAAUAUGCCUGAAAACCAACCACAGCUCUGAGGAUAAAUAUGUGAUCCAACACGAUCUACUUUGACUCGCAGUAACCGCAGAGGGAGUGAGACCAGGAGAUUAGAGGACAAGUUUGGGUUUUAAAACAGCAGGGGGUCAGAAUAAAAUGGAAAUGAAUAAUGCUGUACUUGUCUAUUCAAAGUCAGUUUCUAAUAACUCAAAAACAGAGCCAGAACUCAGUCAGCUUGUAAAGGAUAUGUUCUCAUUUGUCUAUGGACAGCUUGUUUUUUCUUUUUAGACACACAAGCAAAGUCCACAGAGACUAUGAUUUUUUUUUUUUUUUCAUAAAAAAGGCAGAUCAAGUGAGCAGGGUGUUUAGAAAACAACAUUCAGGAUUUCAUUCCGUUUUCCAACACUUUGUGUAAAAAUAUGUAAACAGCGCCAUCUACUGGACCAAAGAGUCUCUUUUAGUUAUUAAUCUAUGACUUAAGUGGCUUUAGUUAGUGGUGCAGCAAAGAGGA